AUGGCUUUCUUUAUUAAUUUUGAGUUCCAAGCUACGGUGAAGGAAGGCAGCACGGGAGUGAUUGUCAAUCUGACUGUGGAGGAUCGGGAUGACCCGGCAACAGGAGCAUGGAGAGCGGUUUAUACCAUCAUCAAUGGCAACCCAGGCCAGAGCUUUGAAAUCCAUACGAACCCCAAGAACAAUGAAGGGAUGCUGUCAGUUGUCAAGGUGAGCAGAAGGAUUAGCUGUGCCUCUUAGACAUCUAAAGAAUGGCCAUAAUGUCUUAUGUUGCCCCUUUUCGGAAAUGCUUUAAAUUUUCAGAGGUUUCUGUUGUCAGAGGUGGGGAAUCUUAGGCGUAUGAAUCAGCUGUGGCCCUCCAGAGCUCCCUAUCAGGCCCUCAGAAAUCUCCGCAGGCCACAUCCCUCAGUGGUCAUGUUUCACACCCUGAGUGUUUUUGUUUGGCUGGAAUUUGUCCCUGACCCUUGUUUGGAGGAUAGAGGGUGAGUGUAGAAACUAGUCUGCUGUUCAGACUGGGGCUGAAAAAGGUUCACCACCUCUGCCAUUGUUCAUUUCUAAUGAUACGAUGUUGCUUGCUAAGCUAGCCAUUGUGGGAAUGUUCAGGGGUGCAGGAGAGGAUAUAUUGUGAGAUUAUAUCCUAAUCCAACUUGUGCUAACAAGUUCCCAAAAUAUCAGCAGAGUUUAUAGACAUUCCCCUUUAAGUUUGCAACGGUAACGUGUGCACAGGUUCGCUAGAACCUCUAUAAUAAUUACUCUGGUAAUUUCCCCUUUGUUCCCUCUUAAAAUACAAGACACGACACAGUCUUUAUAAAAGUAUAAAAGAGUUUACUCACGUUCUGUUCACAAUGUGAUCCCAGAAGGCAGACAGCUUAAAAAAGGUAAAAUACACUCAGAAUCUAUCUUAUAGGAAGAUAGUACAGUGGUGCCCCGCAAGACGAAUGCCUCGCAAGACGGAAAACCCGCUAGACGAAAGGGUUUUCCGUUUUUGAGUUGCUUCGCAGGACGAAUUUCCCUAUGGGCUUGCUUCGCAAGACGAAAAUGUCUUGCAAGUCUUGAGAUUUUUUUUUCGCUUUUCGCCCCCUUUAUCUAAUCUGCUAAGCCUUUAAUAGCCUUUAAUAGCCUUUUAGCAGCUAAUCCGCUAAGCCUUUAAGCCUUUAAUAGCCGCUAAACCGCUAAUAGCGCUAAUCCGUUAAGCCGCUAAUAGGGUUGCUUCGCAAGAUGAAAAAAACGCUAGACGAAGACUCUCAAGGAACGGAUUAAUUUCGUCUUGCGAGGCACCACUGUACUGUCCUCUCUUGGCUGAGAGCCAAGAGGGCAUGUUGCUCCUUCAGAAGAUGAAGAUGAGAGAGAGAGAUAUGGCUGCCUGCCCUGUGCUUUUAUCAUUUACCUGCACAGGUGAGGCCACACCCACCUCUGGUCACAUGCGGAGGAAGUCUGUCCCCAGGAAGUUUACCUGCUUGUUAGACAGACAUCCCUCCCCAUGUUCUAACAUGUACACUCUAGGAAUGUUGUCAUUGACUGCUCCUGCGUUUUUACAUCCCACAGCCAUGAAGUACCCAGCAGGAAUUUUCUGAGGGGAGUGAUUGAUUGCUGUGAGAAAUGUGGGAAGUUUAGACUGUGUGGGAAGUUUAGACUGUGUGUUUCAGACAGUUGUGUCUCCCUCUUGAAGAGGGAUUUGAGCAAUUUGGCUGGAUUUUUUUUAAAAAAAACAAAAGUACAGAAUCACAUAGAAGGAAGACAGAACUAGUGAUUGGCUACGGGCCACAAUUGGCUCGUAGUCUGCAAGCUGCCUACCUUUCCUUUAAAUUUAUCUUUAACUAUGAGAAGCAAAAGGGAUGUGGGUGGCGCUGUGGGUUAAACCACAGAGCCUAGGACUUGCCGAUCAGGUCGGCGGUUCGAAUCCCUGCGAUGGGGUGAGUUUAUGUUGCUCGGUCCCUGCUCCUGCCAACCUAGCAGUUCAAAAACACGUCAAAGUGCAAAUAGAUAAAUAGGUACCACUCCAGUGGGAAGGUAAGCGGCGUUUCCAUGCACUGCUCUGGUUCGCCAGAAGUGGCUUAGUCAUACUGGCCACAUGACCCGGAAGCUGUACGCUGGCUCCCUCGGCCAAUAAAGCAAGAUGAGCGCCGCAACCCCAGAGUCAGUCAUGACUGGACCUAAUGGUCAGGGUCCCUUUACCUUUACCUAUGAGAAGCAAACCUGGAUUUCUUCUGGGCCUUCUUUGACUUACCAGAGGAGGAUUCAGGAACCGCAAGUAACUUAUUGGUCUGAAGGACCUUGUGUUGUGAGCAUCAACAUAAGUCAACACAGGCUGUGGUAUGUGCAUCAUGGCUACCAGCGCUGGUGGCUAUAUUGUACCCUGACUGUUGGAUGCAGUGUACUUCUGAAUACCACUUGUUGUGGACUGCAGGAGGGCAGAGAGCUGUUGUGCUCAGGUACUGCUUGUGUGCUUCCCAUAAGCAUCUAGCUGGCCACUGUGAGACUAGAAUGCCAAACUAGAUAGGCCACAUCCAUCAGGGCUCUUUCUGCAUUCAUACAUAGGAUCAAUCCAGAACAGGAAACAUUGAAAGAAGUGCCUGCAAGUUUCUAGAACUCAUGGUUGCACAGAGAGGGAGAAAUCUGUUUGAAAAAGAGGCAACAUUUCCUGUUUACCGCUGAUGAGAGACUAGCAAUGGUUUAACCCAAUAUACAACAGUGUGUAGUAAAGGUAUGGAAUUCGCUCCCACAAGAGGUAGCAAAGGCCACCAAUAUGGAUAAGAUUAGGCAAAUUUAUGGACAAUAAAGCUAUCAGUGACUAUUAAACCUGGUUGAUACAUUCUAUUUGGCUGGCCACUGUGAAAACAGGGUGUUGGACUAGGAUGGCAUUUGGCCUGAUCCAUCAGGGCUCUUUUUAUGUUCUUAUGUUCUUGCUUUUCAGCCUUUGGACUGUGAGAUUUCAGCUUUCCACACACUCCUGAUCAAAGUAGAAAAUGAAGAUCCAUUAGUUCCAGACAUAGCAUAUGACACCAGUUCCACAGCAACUGUUCAGAUCACGGUUCUGGAUGUCAAUGAAGCCCCUGUUUUCCACCCAGACCCAAUGACUAUCACCAAACAAGAAAACAUCCCCAUUGGCAGUGUUGUGUUAACGGUCAAUGCCACAGAUCCAGACACCUUGCAACAUCAGACUAUAAGGUGA
Molecule: messenger RNA, 3169 nt
Organism: Podarcis lilfordi (Lilford's wall lizard)
Lineage: Eukaryota; Metazoa; Chordata; Lepidosauria; Squamata; Lacertidae
Source: the annotation of a GenBank genome assembly